UGGACAAGGUUCGCUAGCUAUGGUAGUGGCGUAUUCAAUGGACCCUCAAUUUGCAACUUGCAGAGAUGUCAUUCUGCCCUGCAGCACUGUUUCUGAACAACAGUGCCCACAAGAACACAGCUGAAGACUCUCCGUAUACUACCACAUGUGGUAGAGGAGGAAAGAUGUCUGUUCCCAGCGACAGGGAGCGGAUGCUGCGUCUGGAGACGCGUGCCAAGGAGGCUGACGUUACUCUCAGGCAACUCAAGAGUUAUGUCCAGCUACUGAAGCAGAAAGCAGGUUCUCUUACAACUUCUUCACUACACGAUUCUUGGUUGUUCUGUUAUAAUGCAGGUAGUCCCCAAGCAGCUGCUCAGGAGGCAGAGUGCAAGAAGGUUGAGGCAGACAACGGACGACUCUGCCACCAAGUGACGCAACUGAAGCAGAGGCUGGUGGAACUUGAAGUCAGGAACGGAAUUGAGCAGGUGCCGAGCCCAAAGCGUGUUCCUCUACUGUCUAAAGCUCAGCCAGCCUCUCCUCCAGCUGCUAAUGGAGUCUCCCCACCUCCACCAGUUACUACCAAGUCGCCCGAAGCACCUGUGAAGGGCCCGGCUAAAGAGAAGAAGGGUGGAGAGGGGGAGGGUAAGAAGAAGGGAGGGGAAGGAGAGGCGAGGGGGAAGAAAGAGAAGAAGACAGGAGAAGGGGGAGGAGCCAGUGCUGCUGUUGACGUCUCUCGACUAGAUAUGAGGAUUGGUCGGAUCGUGUCUGUAGAGCGACAUCCCGAUGCUGACACACUCUAUGUCGAACAGAUUGAUGUGGGGGAGGAGAAACCGAGGACGGUGUGCAGUGGACUAGUGGCCCAUGUCGCCAUGGACAGCAUGAACAGCCGUCUUGUUGUCGUCCUUUGUAACCUGAAACCAGUCAAGAUGCGUGGUGUGGUCUCUGAGGCGAUGGUCAUGUGUGCCAGUUCACCGGAGAACGUCGAGAUCCUAGACCCUCCCGAGGACUGUGUGCCUGGGGAUCGGGUCACAUUUCAAGGCUACACAGGUCCACCAGAUGCACAGCUUAAUCCAAAGAAAAAGGUGUUUGAGCAGGUGCAGCCCAACUUUCUGGUUAACGAGGAGGGCGUGGCUACAUACCGGGGAAUCCCCUUUGCCGUGGAUGGUAAGGGUGUGUGUCGCGCGGCAACCAUGAGGGGGACUGGCAUUAAAUAACUAAUAUUCUUUUUAUGUGUUCUUGUAAAAUUUGAUGAUGAAUGUGAGCAUAUCAUUCUUCAACAGUAAAAUGAUCGAUGACUAGUUAUGCAUUAUGAAAUCCAAACGGGUAGUGGAUGUGCCUCAGUAUUAAAAACCCAUCUAUCAAGUGGUAAGAGGUGGUCGUCGUCUGCAAACAACAGAAACAAGUACUUGAGCGUCUCUGCGAGAAAAAAGCUCUCCAUUUUGUUGGUCUUUUUCGGGACGGGGGAAUUGACGUUCCUGAGGGUGGUGUAGCCUCCACUGCGCACUUGACAGUGCUUCUUCAAGGCCUGCAGGAUCUCCCAACCCCACUCCUGGUAGACAGAGUCCCUCGUAACACGGUGGAGUACGAACAGUGAUUCCACUGUCUCUGGUCUCAACAUGUAGACAGGUGUAACAGAAUUAAAGUCGGUUCCGGAGAGUGGAUGAGUGUAGAAGAUAACUUCUUCGGGACUGAGACCGGAGGGUGACUGGUGGUAGAGCUGGUAACAGGUGUGCGUGAGGUUCCUGGCCACGUCCAGGUGGGACUUGGGGAACCCGUGGAGGUACCCGAGGGCUAGCAUACCCGGGAGAAAGCAGGAGAGGUGAUCCAUGGACGAUCGGAAGUCAGUUCUAUCAGGGGAGUAGAGUUUUGCCGGGAAAGCCAUGU
Geodia barretti is the source of this 1863-nucleotide messenger RNA. NCBI's taxonomy places the organism in Eukaryota, Metazoa, Porifera, Demospongiae, Tetractinellida, Geodiidae. The record is from the annotation of a GenBank genome assembly.